Raphanus sativus (radish) is the source of this 869-nucleotide messenger RNA. Its product is annotated as auxin-responsive protein SAUR21-like. Lineage: Eukaryota; Viridiplantae; Streptophyta; Magnoliopsida; Brassicales; Brassicaceae. Gene Ontology annotation, biological process: response to auxin. The transcript has a single exon. The coding region runs from base 325 to 603 and encodes 92 amino acids. The record is from RefSeq and is a predicted model, not a curated record.
CUUUUUAUUAAUUAUAAAUACACCGACGAAACAAGCCCUUAUGAAAUAUGAAGUGUAUGUAAUGUUGAUAAUAUUAAUAUUUCAUUACUGUUCUUGCAUGUCCCACGCUUGUAGUUGUAGACCACAUUUUCAUUUGUUCCAGGGUGGUUCUAACUUCUUCAUUGAUCUAUUUAAAUAUCCAAAGACAGAACUAAUUCUUCACAGCACCAAGUAGUAAAGCAAUCAAAAGCUUGAAUCUCUAUUUACCAAAAAAUUGUCUUGAAUCUCAGCAUUCAACUUGUUAGCCUCAACACAUUUUCAGUUUUGAUUUUUAAGAGACGAUAAAUGGCUUUGGUGAGAAGUCUUUUGGGUGCAAAGAAGAUCCUGAGUCGCUCUGUAACGGCUACUACACCAAAAGGGUUUCUUGCCGUAUACGUUGGCGAGGAUCAGGUCCAGAAGAAGAGAUACAUAGUCCCUGUCUCAUAUUUGAACCAGCCAUCGUUUCAAGCUCUGCUCAGUAAAUUUGAAGAAGAGUUUUGUUUUCAUCAUCCGAUGGGUGUCUUAACGCUCCAUUGUCCUGAAGAUGCCUUCAUCAACGUAACUUCUUGGCUAAAGGGAAAGUGAUCCGAAGAGAAGAGAGAUCUAACGUUAUGUAGUUCGAGUUAGAAUGAUUCAAUGUAAACAGGUCAACCUUCUUUGUGAGAAACGAGUUGUUCAAGAUAUUACAAAUCUCAAUGUGAAUUGUUAAUUUUAUUGUCAUUAAAGCUGUCUAUGCGAAUUGCAGAAAGCUUUCUUAAAAUUAUAAAUCCAUCUUAAAUUUGGGAUUCUUAAAGAUAGUAUUCAAGUCUUUGGAUUGCUUGAGUGUUAAUGAAAUGAAGUGUUUGUUCUGA